Messenger RNA from Rubroshorea leprosula, 1774 nucleotides. Lineage: Eukaryota; Viridiplantae; Streptophyta; Magnoliopsida; Malvales; Dipterocarpaceae. The record is from the annotation of a GenBank genome assembly.
AAAGACUGGGAAACUAAUUAGCAUGAUAGCAAAUAUUUCAAAGAAUAUAAAAGAGCUUGUUAUUCCCUCCUUUCAUGUAGCCACAAGCUGAGCUAUUAGAAAGCUGACUCAUCCCACUCAUGGAUAAAUGAAGCAGAGAAAAGCUUGACUGUCCAAUUGGCCAAAGUGCCCCCAAGGCAGAAGUAAUGGUCAAGUCAAAAUGGGGUUCAUCCUUAAAAGCAAUAAUACUCAAAUUUCCCCAUGUCCUAGAUUUGCCGCCUCAUUCAUUGAAUCUAGAUCCACAUGUCUCGUGUGUAAGUCCACUUCAACAUCAUAUCUUGGUGAGCUUAUAAGAGUAUGUUGAAGCCGCCUUCUAGAUGAAUGAUGCAUUGCUCCAAAGAGUGAGAAAACAUAGGGAGACUAUCAUGCUUGAUUUUUUUGUUUUUGUUCUUGAAGUAGUUUAUGAAACCUACCUACAAACAAAAAGUAAAAGAAAAAUAAACAAAGUCAGAAUAAUGUUAAAAGUCAUCCCAUAACUUUGCAUGAUUUGGUGCUUCAACAAUUGCUAUAUGGAUUCACACAUUGUCGAUUUCCAAUCCUUAAGGAGCCUCGAAUGAAGCAAAAUAUCUUUGGACGCCUUGAGAUUUCCAUAGACUCCAAGGGUUAUAGAAAAGACACUUACAAGCAGUUCAACAUGCAUUACAAAGAUGGUCAUUCAUUACAAAGCAAAAGCCUAGUACAUCAGACUAAGUACAUCAACAUGGUAGCAUUCAAGUCCCUAGUAAAAUCUGACUCCUAGAUCUUUCAAAAGUACAAUUGUCUAUGAGAAGUUCCAUUCUUUUUCUUGAUGAAUCCCUUGAUUUCUGGAGCAACAUGAAGUGUAAUGUCGUUGAGCUUUUGAUCUUCAAGGCUACUCUUGGUUCUUGUCCUUCUAAGCUUGCCCCUUGGACUUGGCAAUUGUCUAUGAGGGAGAAAAAUGCUUGCAGUUAAAGAUCUCCUCAAUCCUCUGUUGGUCAAAGCUUUCUCCACGGAUGAAUUUUUCAAAAGGUGUCUUGAUUGACAAAGAAUCGCGCUUGACCAUGUAUGAACCCAUAUUUCAAUUGUUGAAGGCAGAGAAUCAAGCAAGAUUAUGGGAAUGCAAGAAAAGAAAUAAACAUGGAUGUCAAACAAUAGAUAAAGGAUGAAGGAACAUGAAUAUGCUCUAAAGUGAUAAUGUGUGUGUGGUUGUAUCCUAAAGCAUGCAUUGUUGGGAAUGCAAGAAAAGAAAUAAACAUGGAUGGGAAAUAAGAGAUAAAAAGAUGCAAGAAUAUAAAUUUGCUGACAAGUGGUAAUGUGUGUGAAAUUGUAUCCUAAAACAUGAAUUUUCCUUUAUUAAGUAUGCCAGGCAAAUUUCAAAGGAGAAGUUGGUGAUUCACUAUGGCAACCCAUUGAAUUGGCAUUCAUAGGAAAUAUCAUUCCUUUGAAAAGAAAGCAAAUGCUAUGAAGCUUGAAGAAAAAGUGAAUGGUGUGAUGCUUGGAGAAAAUGAAUGAUGUGAGGCUCCAAAAUCAUGUGCUCAAAUUAUUUUGAUGUUUAAAAGAUGGACUUUUCAUGAAUUUAUCUUGGAAGAACCUCUUUUUCUUUUUUUGUUUUCAAAAAAUGUGAAAUGCUUUGCAAAAUGCAUGUGGAUGAAAUUUCCAUUUUCAUUUUUAUGCACUUGUUUUUGAGCUAUGAAAUGGAAAUAGUGAUGGUUGAAAUGAGAUAUGUGAUGAAAAAAAGAAAUGUGAAGUGAACAUAGAAGAAAUUUUCAUUUUCAUG